AACACAAGGCCCUCACAGGACCAGCCUCCUAUCUCUCCAAGAUAAGCCCACUACAUGCAUUAAACUGGUGCCUCCUAUCCUACUCCCCACUAGCUACCACCAGAAACAGGGCAACAUGGCUUCAGUCUGUGCCUCCUCUUCUGCUGUUGCCGCUGUUGCCAGUUCUCAGAAGACUGGGAAUGGACUGGGUGCAACGAAGGCAUCCUUCCUCGGAGGAACAAAAUUAAGGCAGAAGAAGUGGACAGCACCCACCGCACGCCGAGCACUUUCAGUGUCUGCUGAAGCAAUAUCUGAGAGGCCCCUCUGGUUCCCAGGCAGCACCCCUCCUCCAUGGCUUGAUGGAAGCCUCCCAGGAGAUUUUGGAUUUGACCCCCUAGGCCUUGGGUCUGACCCAGAGAGCUUAAGAUGGAACCAACAGGCAGAACUCGUGCACUGCCGAUGGGCAAUGUUGGGGGCCGCAGGAAUCUUCAUCCCUGAAUUCCUUACAAAGAUUGGCAUUCUCAACACUCCCUCAUGGUACACAGCUGGAGAGCUGGAAUACUUCACAGACACCACCACCCUUUUCGUUAUUGAGCUCAUCUUCAUUGGUUGGGCUGAGGGGAGAAGGUGGGCCGACAUCAUCAAGCCUGGGUGUGUGAACACUGAUCCCAUCUUCCCCAACAACAAGCUCACUGGGACUGAUGUAGGAUACCCAGGUGGAUUCUGGUUUGACCCACUGGGAUGGGGAAGUGGUUCCCCUGAGAAGGUCAAGGAGCUGAGGACCAAGGAGAUCAAGAAUGGAAGGCUGGCAAUGUUGGCAGUGAUGGGUGCCUGGUUCCAAGCCAUCUACACUGGCACUGGCCCAAUUGAUAACCUCUUUGCUCACCUUGCAGACCCAGGCCACGCAACUAUCUUUGCUGCUUUCACUCCAAAGUGAAGGAGGAUCAGAUGAGCAUUGUCUGUGGUCAACAUGGGGCAGAAUGAUGUAAAUCUUUUGCAGAAAUGGAAGCUGAGCUGAAGAGAGGAGAGUAAUGUCAUGGAUGCUUGUAUCAUUAAAAAUAAUGCUUGCUUUAUGCUUAAGUGUUUAAUGUAACAAGUGGAUAGUGUACAAAUAACUUUAGAAGUCUUGCAUGUGGAUUAGAACAAGUAUGAGGAUUUUAACGGCUAGAUGUACAAGAUCAAAGUGUUUCAUACUUAGGCAUCCUUAAAA
Elaeis guineensis (African oil palm) is the source of this 1189-nucleotide messenger RNA. RefSeq names its product chlorophyll a-b binding protein 7, chloroplastic. Gene Ontology annotation, cellular component: membrane. The record is from RefSeq and is a predicted model, not a curated record. Gene Ontology annotation, biological process: photosynthesis, light harvesting. Lineage: Eukaryota; Viridiplantae; Streptophyta; Magnoliopsida; Arecales; Arecaceae.